Dothidotthia symphoricarpi CBS 119687 is the source of this 438-nucleotide messenger RNA. RefSeq lists its product as uncharacterized. NCBI's taxonomy places the organism in Eukaryota, Fungi, Ascomycota, Dothideomycetes, Pleosporales, Dothidotthiaceae. The transcript is spliced from 4 exons. The record is from RefSeq and is a predicted model, not a curated record. The coding region runs from base 117 to 371 and encodes 84 amino acids.
UUACGCACCCUGGCUCUAACUCCCUCUGUCGCAAGAGCAAGAAGCUCACCAACAGCAUUGCAGAAUUGCCACACAACCUGUCCUAUUCUUUGACUAUCUGCCUGCCCUCCAUCAAGAUGCCGGACAAAGAAACCCCCAAAUCGACACAAGAAGAAUGGAAUGGGGCAUCCGCUACCAAAUUCGAAAAUAAAGCGUACAGCGAAUACUACGACCCUUGCCAGGAGAUUGCAAACAAGAGCAUACGGUGUCUGAAUCGCAACGGGGGUGAGAGAGCCAUGUGCACAGAUUUCUUCCAGGCAUAUCGAGAUUGCAAGGAACAAUGGACAAACGCGAGAAAGGAAGCCAGGAAGGCCAAGGGGUGGUUCAAUUGAAAGCAUUGAUGAUGAUGUGUUUGGGAUGUUGGCUUCUCCACUCUGCAUUGCAUUUUACGGCGUUUGG